GUACUGUGCUAACUUCACCCACGCAUUCCUACUCUUUCGUUCUCUUCUUCACUUCACUCUUUCGUUUUUUUUUUCACUUCUCUCUCCCUGCAAUUAAAACCAAUGCAAUUGUACCUGUCUUUUUAACGUUAAUUCAACUUUUUCUGUUUUUUUUGUGUAACCUGUAACCUAAAGACCUUGUCUCUGAUUUUAUUUUCAUAAUAACUGGAAAAAAAAAUCAAAACUUCAAGAAAUUCUUCAUGGAAUCAUCAAAUGAUGAUCAUAAUCAGAAUCAAACUAAAAAUCUGAAGCGAACUUUCGAUAAGUUGUACGUAAAACCCCAUGUUGAAGUUUUCCCUUCUCAAGAAUCCCUCAUUACAAAUUUGGUCCCUAGAAGGGAUCAGUUAGAGGCGUUUGAGAUUGCAAAGAGGAGGAACACAAUAGCAAUAAUGGAUACAGGUUCUGGAAAAACACUGAUAGCUAUAAUGCUUAUUAAAGAAAUUGGUCAAGCUGUUAGGUCUAGUGGUGACAAAAAGAUUAUUGUUUUCUUAGCACCAACUGUUGUUUUGGUCAAUCAGCAAUACAAGAAUAUAAAACUUAACACAGAUCUUCAAGUUGAGGAGUACCAUGGGGCUAAAGGAGUUGAUACAUGGGAAUUCAAGAGCUGGCAGAAGGAAGUUAGAGACAAUGAUGUAAUGGUCAUGACACCCCAGACUCUUUUGGAUGCCUUAAGAAAAGCAUUCCUGAGUAUAGAAAUGAUAUGCUUGAUGGUCAUCGAUGAGUGUCAUCAAGCAUCAGGCAACCAUCCCUAUACAAAAAUAAUGGCGGAAUUUUAUCACCAAGCUAAUGAAAAGCCAAAGAUUUUUGGGAUGACAGCAUCACCAAUUGGUAAAAGAGGUGUUUCUUCUACUUUGGAUUGUAAGUAUCAGAUAUCAGACCUUGAAAACAUCUUAGAUUCUCGGAAAUAUACGGUUAAAGAUCGGACAGAGAUGGAUACAUGUAUUCCAUCUGCAAAAGAGAGUUGUAGAUACUAUGACCAAGCACGAUCUCCUGCUUUGAGUUUGAGGCCAAAAAUUGAAGCCUCGUGGUCGAAGUGUGAUGUGUUGUUAUCAGAUUUUCAAAGUAACUAUAAGGAUAUGGACGAUAAGUUUAAGACACUGCAUCAAAGAAUGUCCAAUGAGCUUGCCAAAAUUUUCUAUUGCCUCGAAGAUCUUGGACUGUUGUGUGCUUGUGAGGCUGCUAAAAUAUGUCAUCAAAAAUUCUCCAAAAUUUAUGGAGAAUGUGAAGUUUACAGAAAAGCUAAUCUUCAGUGUGUAACUGUCAUUGAAGAAGUAAUCCAAAUAAUCGAAGAAUCCCUCCAUCUUGCCGAUGAAGUGAUUUUGGAUGUUGAAUUUGAUUUUUCAAAGGCAGUGAACAUGGGAUACAUAUCACCAAAAUUACUUGAACUAAUUAAACUCUUCCAAACAUUUGGAGAACCUAGUCAAUUAUUGUGCCUCAUUUUUGUGGAAAGAAUCAUUGCGGCUAAGGUGAUUGAAAUAUUUGUGAAAAAAGUUUCCCAGAUAUCUCAUUUCACAGUUGCCUAUGUAACCGGAAGCAAUACAUCAGCUGAUGCACUGGCUCGUAACAGGCAGAAAGAGAUAAUGGAUUCUUUCCGAUCCGGAAAGAUCAAUCUUCUAUUUACUACUGAUGUACUUGAGGAAGGAAUCCAUGUGCCAAACUGCUCGUGUGUGAUACGUUUUGACCUCCCUACGACAGUUUGUAGUUAUAUCCAAUCUCGUGGAAGAUCUAGGCGUGCUAACUCGCAAUUCAUCUUGAUGUUGGAGAGGGGAAACUUGAAGCAAAGAAAUCAGCUUUUUGACGUUAUCAGGGGGGAGCGUUCCAUGACUGAUGCAGCUGCUAGCAAAGACCAUGAAUCUAAUUUAAGGGCGUUUACAGUAAGGAAAACGGAGUCAUACUAUGUAGAUUCUACUGGAGCAUCAGUAAAUUUAGAUUCUAGUGUUAGUCUUGUAAAUCAGUAUUGCGAAAAGCUCCCACGAGAUAAGUACUCCUCGGCAAAGCCCAAUUUUGAGUUACUACCUGUGGUGGGAGGGUACGAGUGUAAAUUGAUUUUACCACCUAAUGCAGCUUUCCAAAUAAUGGUUGCGUCUUCAGGAAAAGACAUGCGUUUGGCAAAGAGUCUUGUAUGUUUGGAAGCUUGUAAGAAGCUGCAUCAAAUGGGCGCCUUAAAUGAUCAUCUCGUUCCUUUCACUGAAGAUCCUUCAGAAGCAGACAUUUUGAAAAACAAGGAAUCGAGUUCAGGUGCAGGCGCAGGAACCACAAAAAGAAAAGAGCUCCACGGAACGGCCGGCGUUCAGGCAUUAUGUGGUUCAUGGGAGGACAAACUUGAUGGAGCCAAAUUUCAUGGCUAUAAAUUUGAAUUCCGAUGUAAUAUUGUCGAUGAAAUUUACUCUGGCUUUGUUCUUCUGGUUGAGACAAAGCUUGACGAUGAUGUGGGAAAUAUGGAACUAGAUCUGUAUUUAAUCUCAAAGAUGGUGAAGACUUCUAUCAUUCCAUGUGGGCAGGUUGACUUGGAUGCUGAACAGGUGGCGAGAGCAAAAAGCUUCCAUGAGCUUUUUUUCAAUGGUUUGUUUGGGAGAUUGAUUCGUAAAUCCAAAUCAGCAGCAAAAGGAGAAAGGGAGUUUUUACUGCAGAAAGACACAGAUUUAUUGUGGAGUCCAAAAAACUCGUAUUUGCUUCUACCACUUGAGAAGUCAAAUGAUAUAUGUACGGGAUCUUUGCAAAUACACUGGUCUGCAAUUAGUUCUUGUUCUUCUGCCAUUGAGUUUGUAAGGCGUAAGUUUUCGUUGGUUGCUGAAGAUUCGGAUGAUACCAGUUCAUCUGCUAUGGAACCCGAAAGCACUAACAUGUUUCACUUCGCCAAUGAUGUCGCGGAUGUUAGUAACAUUAAAGAUACGGUAGCUUUGGCCAUUCAUACUGGAAAAAUUUAUUGUAUCAUUGAUGUUGUUGAGAACUCAUCUGCUGAAAAUCCUUUUGAUGGAAACAAUGACAAGGCGGAAACAAAGACGUUCUCUCAAUAUUUCAAGAAAAGGUAUGGAAUCACACUAAAACAUCCAGAACAGCCUUUGUUAAGGCUGAAGCAAGGUCAUAAUGCGCAUAAUCUUUUUUUGAACACUCCCGAGGAAGAUGCAGGGGAAAAGUCAUCACAAGUUGGCCCGGUUCCAAAAGCGCCAGUACACGUUCACAUGCCACCUGAGCUUCUUUGCCUUCUUGAUGUUAAAAGAGGCGUGUUGAAGUCAAUGUACUUGCUACCGUCUCUUAUGUACCGUAUUGAAUCUUUCAUGUUAUCCAGUCAGCUUAGAGCAGAGAUAAAUGGUCACGCUGACAAUUUCAAGAUACCUAGCUCUCUGAUUCUUGAAGCACUUACGACUUUAAGAUGCUGUGAGAAGUUUUCUAUGGAACGUCUUGAGUUGCUAGGAGAUUCUGUUUUGAAAUACGCUGUCAGCUGUCAUCUCUUUCUUAAAUAUCCUAAGAAACAUGAAGGACAUUUAUCUGCCAAAAGACAAUGGGCUGUUCGUAAUUCAACCCUACAUAAGCUUGGAAUAGAUCGCAAAUUACAGGGAUAUAUUCGAGACUCCGCAUUUGAACCACGCCGUUGGGUUGCUCCCGGACAAGACUCUAUACACACUGCUCCUUGUGAUUGUGGGUUGGAAACCCUGGAGGUUCCUUUUGACACAAAGUUCAUUACGGAAGAUCCACAAGUUGUGGUUGGGAAGUUGUGUGACAGGGGUCACCGCUGGAUGUGUUCAAAGACUAUUGCCGACUGUGUUGAAGCUCUUAUAGGAGCAUACCACGUUGGUGGUGGAUUGAUUGCUUCACUUCACGUGAUGAAAUGGCUUGGAAUUGAUUCGGAACUUGAACUAUCCAUGGUCGAAGAAGCCAUUGCUGCUGCAUCUCUACAUACAUAUAAGCCAAAAGUAAAUGAGAUUGCAAGCCUGGAGACAAAAAUUGGAUACGAAUUUUCUGUCAAGGGACUCUUAGUGGAGGCAACCACACAUUUAUCUGAGACAGAACAUGGAACUGGCUGCUGCUAUGAGAGGCUUGAAUUCCUCGGUGACUCGGUGUUGGACCUUCUCAUCACAUGGCAUCUAUAUCAGAGUCACACUGAAAUUGAUCCGGGAGAGUUGACUGAUUUGCGUUCUGCUUCUGUCAAUAAUGAAAGUUUUGCUCAAGCUGCUGUUAGAAGUAACCUUCACCCGCACCUUAUGCAUAGCUCAGGAUUAUUACAAGGCCAAAUAUCAGAAUAUGUGAAGGCCAUUUCUGAAUCAGAAGACAACACUGUAUCACUCCCAGGGAUUAAAGCUCCCAAGGCACUUGGAGAUCUAGUUGAGAGUAUCGCAGGAGCUAUACUAAUUGAUACGAAGCUCGACCUUGAUCAAGUGUGGAAGGUUUUCAAUCCUCUGUUAUCUCCCAUUGUUACUCCCGACAAACUUGAACUGCCUCCAUUGCGUGAAUUAAAUCAAUUAUGCGACUCUCUCGGCUAUUUUGUAAAAGUAAAAGUAAAGUGCGACAAGAAGGGAUUCAUGGACCAUGUUGUGCUUAGUGUACAGUUGCCAAAUGCUCUUCUGGUUCGAGAGGGACGGGGACCUAAUAAAAAAUCUGCAAAAGGAGAUGCUGCUUAUCAUUUGUUGAAGGACCUUGAGAAAAGGGGAAUUUCGUAUAGCUCGGCAAAGGGUAAAAGAGUAAUAGAUUUCAGUAUUCCAGCUUGUCAAGCUGAAGAACAACCCCCAAAGCCAGUAGCACAUAAAAAGCCCAAAUUGGACAAAUCUAACUUAACAGCAAAGGAAUCUACUUCUGAUAUCAAGGAGACUUCCAGUGAAUCCUCCGAUUGUAGUGGUUCCGUUCCAGUUUUAUCAAUUAAUAUGAACAAGGGAGGACCCCGGAGCCUACUAUAUGCAUUGUGCAAGAAAAAGCAGUGGCCAUUGCCUUCAUUUGAUUCAACAGAAUACAAGGACAGAAGUCAAUUUCAAUCGUGCGAAGGCCUGGAAGGAAGCAAAGGAACAAACUGUUUUGUGUCGAAAAUAAGUUUGUGCAUACCAGAUGAUGGUAAUAUAGAAUGCAAAGGAGAAGCUAGAGCUGAUAAGAAGAGCUCAUUUGAUUCUGCUGCAGUUCAAGCCCUCUACGAGCUUCAACGCCUCGGAAAAGUUCAAAUCGCGGAUGUUUCCCAAUAAUCUGUAGCUUUUAGACUCACCGACUAACUGACUGAAUGUAAAGGUAAUCAAGUCCUUCGCACUGCUGCAACCGAGGUGGUUCAAUUCUCUCCAGUUGUGCUGCAUUUUUAGCAGGAAAAACAAGUGCAAGAGGGGAGGGAAGGUGAAUUAAUGGAAGAUAGAGACUUGAUGAAGUGAGAAGAACAACAACAGAGAGAUAGAGGCUGUAGGUUUAAUAGAAUCAUAGAAAAUAUUGAUGAAUUUCAACAGAUAACUUAAUGUAUAAUCUGAUGAUAUACAUGGUUAUAAUUAUAAUGUAUAUUUUAGUUUUCUGUA
Messenger RNA from Lathyrus oleraceus (garden pea), 5522 nucleotides. Its product is annotated as endoribonuclease Dicer homolog 3a. Lineage: Eukaryota; Viridiplantae; Streptophyta; Magnoliopsida; Fabales; Fabaceae. The coding region runs from base 240 to 5207 and encodes 1655 amino acids. Gene Ontology annotation, biological process: siRNA processing. Gene Ontology annotation, molecular function: ATP binding; RNA binding; ribonuclease III activity. Gene Ontology annotation, cellular component: cytoplasm; nucleus. The transcript is spliced from 25 exons. The record is from RefSeq and is a predicted model, not a curated record.